ACAAGAGGCCCGGAUGGACCGCGACGUUGCUCCUGCUCCUCCAGACACGCAGCUACGCGGACUCCCAGCCUCCUCACCCCGCAGCCACAUGUUGGGGCGCACCACCCGGCCCUCACGGCUCCCUGGAGGGGCGUCCCCCCUCAUCCCUGUGCUCAGGAAGACCAUCCAUCUAGAUGCCUUCCCCCAAAGCCAUGUUCCACAGAUGUCGAGACGACCAGGCCUCGGAGCCAGGGCCCAAAGUCUGCUCUCCCAAGAGGCUGGUGUUGCCCCAGGGCCUGCCCUGAGCCCCUUGCCUGCCAAUAGCCUCGCACCCAGGAAGCUCAGCUCCAUCUCCUUAACCCUCCGUCAGAACAACCAGGUGCGACCCCGGGACCCCCGCUUUACCCACUGGGAAGAGUUGCCUACGCCGGGCCGGGAGGCUGCUGCCCAUGGAGGAAGAAGGCUGCCCUCUCCAGGCUCACCCAUGACCCUGGUGCCAGGGGGCAGGGUCCACUCCGAAGGCCCAGGGAACCCAGGUCUGACCAAGCCCAGCAGGGUGCCCACAGUGGAGAAGCCCCUGGUGAGUUCAUACCUGGCCUUACCUUUCCAAUCCGGGUUAGUCCGGAAAUCCCCAAACCUCGCAGGGCCAGGCCCGGCGGGUCACAGGCUCCCUGUCCCAGUGACUGCCCACACGCCUAUCAGAGCAUCUCCAGGAAGGAGCAAGUCCCGGCCCAGGGGCAUCCCCAGAUCCUGGAUGUGCACCCAUAGGACCCCUGUUAUACAUUUGGCUGCUGUGGACGCAAGGCCGGGGAUAGCCAGACCUUUGGCCACUAUGGCCACCGACAGACCUAGUGUGGCUACCUGUCCAGCCGCACCAAACACAUCCGGAUCGGACACGAGCCCAGAGUUUCCCGCUCCGGAUUCCAAACUGGGUACAGUCAAGGACCCGUCUACAGACACGACCAAGCCAGGCCCGGCCAUGAACUUGACCACCGUAAGGACAACCAAUCCGGACACGGUCAUGGACUUUAUAACCCCAGACCCAGACGAGCCUGGCAAAACCAUGGCUGCAGAAAGCACAGCCAAACCGAGUGUGACCACGGGGGGCACAGGCACGAGUGCGGCAACACCAGGCCCGGGACAGAAGGGCACAGCCAAACCGAGUGUGACCACGGGGGGCACAGGCACGUGUGCGGCAACACCAGGCCCGGGACAGAAGGGCACAGCCAAACCGAGUGUGACCACGGAGGGCACAGGCACGUGUGCGGCAACACCAGGCCCAGGACAGAAGGGCACAGCCAAGUUGGCCAUGGCUUUGGCCGGAGCGACUGUAGCCACACUGGACACUACUCUGGGUUCUCCUGCUGUGGACAUCAGCAGGCUGGGUGCAGCCACGGGCUCGACUGUGCCAGUCACCCCAGACCCAGCCACUGCAGAGGUCACGCUGGGCUGUGACAAUUGGUCCACACCAGAUUUUGCUACGUACCCACCGGUGCCAAGCAGAGGAGCAAACCCCGCCCUGGGCCACGUAACAGAUGCUGCCGUCCUGGAGCUGGCCAGAGAAUCUAAAGGGCUCCCAGAGACCAGGACGGACACAGCCAUGUCGGAGCUGGUGCCGGAGCCCAGGCCUAAGCCGGCCGUGCCCAUGAAGCCCGUCAGCAUCAACUCCAACCUCCUGGGCUACAUCGGCAUUGACACCAUCAUCGAGCAGAUGCGCAGGAAGACCAUGAAGACCGGCUUCGACUUCAACAUCAUGGUGGUCGGCCAGAGUGGACUGGGCAAGUCAACGCUGGUCAACACACUCUUCAAAUCCCAAGUGAGCCGCAAGGCCUCCAGCUGGAACCGGGAGGAGAAGAUCCCCAAGACAGUGGAGAUCAAGGCUAUCGGGCAUGUGAUAGAGGAAGGCGGUGUCAAAAUGAAGCUGACUGUCAUUGACACCCCAGGCUUUGGAGACCAGAUCAACAAUGAGAACUGCUGGGAGCCCAUUGAGAAGUACAUCAAUGAACAGUAUGAGAAGUUCCUGAAGGAGGAGGUGAACAUCGCCAGGAAGAAACGCAUUCCUGACACGCGUGUCCACUGCUGCCUCUACUUCAUCUCCCCCACGGGACACUCCUUGCGACCUCUGGAUCUCGAGUUCAUGAAGCACCUCAGCAAAGUCGUGAACAUCAUCCCUGUCAUUGCCAAGGCUGACACCAUGACCCUGGAGGAGAAGUCCGAAUUCAAGCAAAGGGUUCGUAAGGAGCUUGAAGUGAAUGGCAUCGAAUUCUACCCCCAGAAGGAAUUCGAUGAGGACCUGGAGGACAAGACGGAGAAUGACAAAAUCAGGCAGGAGAGCAUGCCUUUUGCUGUGGUGGGAAGUGACAAGGAGUACCAAGUGAAUGGCAAGAGGGUCCUCGGCAGAAAAACUCCCUGGGGAAUCAUCGAAGUGGAAAAUCUCAACCACUGUGAGUUUGCCCUGCUUCGAGACUUUGUCAUCAGGACCCACCUCCAGGACCUCAAGGAAGUGACCCACAACAUCCACUAUGAGACUUACAGGGCCAAGCGGCUCAAUGACAAUGGAGGCCUCCCUCCGGUGAGCGUGGACACAGAGGAAAGCCACGACAGUAACCCAUGACGGCCCCUUCUCUGUGUCAUCACACAUACCUACUUCUCCACACACGCGCAUCCCAAAUACCACCACCAACCACCUUCUUCCUUUCAACUCUGUCCACAGGCCUGUCUGGUACUCAUGGAGCACCUUGUCUACAUUGUGUGUGUGGGGUGUGUGUGUGGGGUGUGAGUGUGUGUGUGAGAGAGAGAGAAAGCAUUUGUGUGUGUGUGUACACGUGCACGCGUGUGUGUGGUCAGGGGUGAGGUAUUUUCAUUGCCCUCCCUGGAACUUCCCUUGUAAGUUUGCUUCCUCUGUGACUGUACAUUACCCGUCUUCUUUCCUGUGUCCCAGAUCAAAGCCGACUGCCUCACUCAAGAGGUCUGGGGGAGGUUUCAUUUACACACGAUGGGGGCAGGUGAGCCCCCGGCAGCUUUCUUACCUCUGUACAUACCCCCAAACCGGGGCUGCAGACAUUCUUCUAGGACGAGUGGCCAAGCUGGGCCUGGGUGAGGGUUGGGGACCGGACAACUCUCCCUGGAAGUCUGGAGUAAGUUUAGGACUUCCUGGGAGAGCAGAGAAGUGUGCCGGAGCUGGGUUCCUGCAGGGACAAUUAGCACCUGGAAGUGGAGCUCCACCCUUCCGUCCACGUCACAGUCGCUGUCCCAACGCUGCCACUUCUCACUGUCCUGGGCUGUCGCUUUCCACCCUCACCUGUGUCCACUCGCACCCAGCUGUCUGCGUCUGCUUCCUCUUCCUCUUGCCCUUCUCUCCUUUCUUCCUCCGUUCCCUCUUCCCUGCCUCUCUACUCUGAGGUCUCUCACUUCCUUUCUGAGCAAUCCACUUCAUCUUCAUUUCUAUAGCUAGACCAUAUGCCCAGACCACUUCCAAACGUGACCUCGGGCCACCUUCAAAUCACAACCGAAAGCAUGGGACAGUUCAGAGCAAGACGACCAGAGGCAGGGAAAUAGGGAAGGACAUUUCUGCAGGGGAGUGCUGACACUGGCCCUGAGUGGUGGGCGCCAAGGUGAGAGCAGACAGCGUGCACUCCCGGGCCUGGUUAGAGAAGCACGUCUGCUGGGCGAGCUGGACAGCCUUGGGGUGGGGACAUUAAGCUCUAGAAGAACUGACUCUGACGAAGUACCAGAAGCAAUAGUAUGUGUCUCUCCUAGUGGGUUGGCUUUGGUGGCACGUUUCAGAGAGCAUUCCCCGUGCUCCCGUCAGAUUGAUCUCUCUCUGGCUUUUCUGUUGCUCCGUUUGUCUCAUGCCUAUUUGGCCCUGUUUUCUUCUUUUCAGUUCCCCGUCACUUCUGUGCUAAGCUAAUAACAUUUCUGUCUCUGCUUCUUCCCAACUGUCCCUUCUCUCAACUCCUGGAGACACUCCGGUGACUCCCGCCGCCAUACAUUGAGCCUUUCCUUGCCUUCUCCUUAAGCCCUGUAUUUAUAAUGCACAUAUUUCCUCAUUUGUCAUACAUGCAAGUUGUUCUCUUCCCUUUAAUCUGUUAGGUUGCCGAAACUCGGGGCUGGAAAAACAGUUUAGCCUUAGGAGAGUGAAAACACCAAGUGCUACUGUUUACAAUAACCUCACACAACCUCUUGUCCCAUCUCUUGGCCCAGUGUAGGUGUCUAGCUGGUCCUCUAUCAAUCCCAGCAUUUAUAACCCCACUGUUUUAUCACUCAGGUGCUAGGAAAAACAUAGCCUUGAGACCCGAGAUUCAGUGGACCACGUGAAAGAGGUUGGGUGAUCAGAUCGCCAACGACCCAACGCCUACGAUCUUGGUCUUUCUGGGAGGCUUAUUUACUAAUCCAGCCCUCAUCCUCCCUCACCCAGAAAGUUACUCCAGGGUAGGCACCUGUCAGGAUAGAAUGGCGGCAGUUACAGUCCAGAGGUUAUCACGUUUU
Molecule: messenger RNA, 4467 nt
Organism: Tupaia belangeri chinensis (Chinese tree shrew)
Lineage: Eukaryota; Metazoa; Chordata; Mammalia; Scandentia; Tupaiidae
Gene: SEPTIN3
Product: septin 3
Exons: 10
Coding region: 14-2593 (859 amino acids)
Molecular function (GO): GTP binding
Source: RefSeq, a predicted model, not a curated record